UGAAAAUAUUCAUUCUUCAUGGUAUCGGAGCUUUAAUCAAUCACAGCUCCCUCUCCAACCCUAAUUCUCUCCUUCUCUGUUUCGGCCCCCCCUCACGACAGCUCUUCUCGGCGGCGAACAUGGCCGAGGUUUCCUCCGUCUCUUCCGAUAACAACUCCUCUAAAUCUCCCCACCUUGCCUUCACCACAAUCUCUAACAUUAAACUCCAUAUUCCUGUCCAACUUAGUCUCUCAGAACCAAAUUACAAAAAGUGGAGUCGAUUGUUUCGUCUCUUGAUCCUUCGAUUCAACCUCAAAGGCUACAUCGAUGGCACAACCCGUGCCUCCUCUGCAGAUGAUGCUGAAUGGUAUCAAUUUGAUGCCCUAAUUCAAGGAUGGAUCCUGGCUACGAUCACGGAUGAAGUCUCCGACCUUGUGCUCUCCAACAAUCUCACCGCUCAUGCUCUAUGGACGGCAAUUUACAAUCUUUUUCACGACAACAAGCACGCCCGGGCGAUGCAAUUGGAGCACCGUUUCCGUACAACUGUUAAAGGUCAACUCUCCAUCAACGAAUAUUGCCGUCUUCUCAAGAAUCUCUCCGAGUACCUAGAUGACGUGGAUGCGCCUGUCACCGAACAUGCUCUUGUACUUCAGGUUCUUCAAGGCCUCCCUCACAACAUCCGGAGUCAAGUUCAAUUCUUGCAAUACCAAAAUCCACUGCUGACUUUCUUGGAGGUCCGAUCCGCCCUACUUCUCGUCGAACAGCAACAAACCGACGCCAUGUAUGGCGCCGGCUCGCCGUCCACAGCCCUCCUCAGCACCGGCGGCGGCGGCGGACAGACGGGCAGCGGACAGACGGGAACCCACCCCAAACCCGACAGGCCCCUCCCACCCGAUGGUUACCCGAUCCAAGGCCGGCAUCUUUUGCCCAAAACAAAUCCUAAACCUCAACACCGUUGUACCCAUCUCUCCCAUACCCCCUACCUACCGUAGUGCUCUCAAAGAUCCUAACUGGUACAAUGCCAUGCUAGAUGAAUAUAAUGCCUUGAUAGCU
Cuscuta campestris is the source of this 1032-nucleotide messenger RNA. The record is from the annotation of a GenBank genome assembly. NCBI's taxonomy places the organism in Eukaryota, Viridiplantae, Streptophyta, Magnoliopsida, Solanales, Convolvulaceae.